AUGGUUCAAAGAGAUUUAACUUACAACUCGAAUACUCCGGUGGUCUCUGAUCCAGUUAAUCCGUUCUCAUCGGAGUUGGACAGAGACAAUUCUGACGAUGCCUCUAACUCGUCGUUCACCUCUUCGGACAGCGUUCGUCGUCCAGUCCAGCCUCGGGCUCAGUUCGAUCCAUCCUUCAUGAGAAUCUCCGCAUAUUCGUCGCAAAACGGCACCUCAACCAAUCUAUUGCUGGAUAGAUCGUCUCAUGAAGGUCGCCAUACUCCGUUAUUGGCCGGUGCAACCUUUAAUAGACCCACCUCAGCUCAGGCAGGAGGCUCGGAGUCCAUGAAAGUACCCACUGAGUUCGAUAGAUACCCUUCUUUGGCAGGGUCUCGUGUGGUUUCGUCCACCUCUUUGAUGACUCACUUCAACAACGCCAAUAAGGAGUACACAUCUUCUAGCCCCGACGAAUCUCUGUUGAAGUCCCAGAACCCAUUUGCCUCAAACACUGAAUUUUCACCCUUCGGAGGCUACCCAGCAUCUUCUUUCCCAUUACACAUCGACGAAAAAGAACCCGAUGACUACUUGCAUAACCCAGACCCCGUGGCUGACGCUGACUACGACAAGAACAGAUUCAUGCAUGACUUGAAGUCCAUGGACCGCCGGUCGUUCUGGGGCCUCAUGGGUUUUGUUAUCUUUUUCAUUGGUGCAGCAAUGAUCUUCGUGGUGAUCCCAGCCUUGACUUAUACUGGGGUAGGAGCUCACUAUAAGCCCGAGGUAUACGAGAUCUUGACCAACUAUAAAUAUCCGCUUUCUGCUGCUAUCAGAACGAGUCUCAUCGAUCCUGACACCCCAACUGAAUUCUUGUACAAAACAAGUCAGUAUGGAGAAAACUGGACAUUGACGUUCUCAGACGAAUUCAACGCUGAAGGAAGAACCUUCUACGAUGGAGAUGACCAGUUUUUCCAGGCCCCAGAUCUCCAUUACGAUGCCACCCAUGACUUAGAGUGGUACGACCCAGAUGCCGUUACCACUGCCAACGGAAGCUUGGUGCUCAGAAUGGAUGCUAUCAAGAAUCACAACUUGUACUACCGUUCAGGAAUGGUGCAGUCGUGGAACAAGCUUUGCUUCACCCAAGGUAUGAUUAAGAUUUCUGCUCAGUUGCCAAACUAUGGAAAUGUGUCAGGUUUAUGGCCUGGUCUCUGGACCAUGGGUAACUUGGGGCGUCCUGGCUUCAUGGCGACGACCGAGGGUGUGUGGCCAUACUCCUACGAAGCCUGUAAUGCCGGUAUUACUGCUAACCAGUCUUCUCCCGAUGGAAUCUCGUAUUUGCCUGGACAGAAGCUUAACUCUUGCACUUGUAAGGGAGAGGACCAUCCCAACAGAGGAACAGGACGUGGAGCACCAGAAAUUGAUAUCAUUGAAGGUGAGGUUGACACAAAUCUCAAGGUGGGAGUGGCCUCCCAGUCUUUGCAGAUUGCCCCCAUGGAUAUUUGGUACAUUCCUGACUACAAUUUCGUGGAGAUUCACAACCAAGAGGUCACUACCAUGAACACUUAUGCUGGAGGUCCAUUCCAACAGGCUGUCUCUGGUACGACUACACUCAAUGUGACAUGGUACGAGAGGGGUGACAACGCUCACAAUUUCCAAUCCUAUGGCUUCGAAUACUUGAACGAUAAUGACAAUGGUCAUCUUACGUGGUAUGUUGGAGAUGAUCCCACUUUGACCCUUCAUGCAUACGCUUUGGGACCUAAUGGAAACAUUGAUUUCCGUCGUAUCUCCAAGGAGCCCAUGUCUAUUAUCAUGAACUUGGGUAUUUCCAACAAUUGGGCCUACAUUGAUUGGCCAUCCAUGAACUUCCCCUGCGAGAUGAGAGUUGACUACGUGAGAGUUUAUCAGCCACAAGAUGCGAUAGAUAUGACAUGUGAUCCCGUCGAUUACCCAACGUAUAACUACAUUCAAAACCACUUGAACGCGUAUGAGAAUGUUAACUUGACCUCGUGGGAAGAUGCGGGCUACCUGUUCCCUAAGAAUCUGUUGGUUCACGGAUACCCACUGUUGGCCAACUCUCGUGAAGUAUCUUCAACUUCGCUUGCACUGCAGUUUCGCAAGGCAGAGUUUUCCAGAGAGUCGCAAAAUAACCUGCUGACGCUGAGCCUGAACAGAGGUACUGUGAACGACCCCUUUGCUACCAAUAUGGACGUGUCUCCAUUUGGAGGAUACCCAGCACUGCAGUUCCCACUCCACAUCGACGAGAAGGAAGCUGACGACUACUUACACAAUCCAGAUCCGAUUGCAGACGCUGAGUACGACAAGAACAGAUUCAUGUACGACUUGAAGACCAUGGAUCGUCGUUCAGCCAUGGGUCUUUUAGGAUUCCUCUUGCUUCUCCUAGCUGCUGGUUGCUUGUUCGUGUUGUUCCCUGUAUUAACAUAUUCAGGUGUCACCGACCAUUAUAAGCCUGAGUCAUACGAAAUCUUGACCGCAUACAAGUACCCUUUGGCCGCCUCCAUUCGUACGAGCCUCAUAGACCCAGAUACUCCUCUGGAUGCUUAUACGAAGAAGAACAGAAAUGGAGAUGAAUGGGUGUUGACAUUCUCGGACGAGUUCGAUGCCGAAGGAAGAACCUUUUACGGAGGUGAUGAUCAGUUCUUCCAGGCUGGAGACUUGCACUACUAUGCCACCAAGGACUUGGAAUGGUAUGAUCCAGAUGCGGUAACUACCACCAAUGGAACGCUCCACAUCACACUUGAUGCAAUCAAGAAUCACAACUUGUUUUACCGUUCAGGAAUGGUGCAGUCAUGGAAUAAGCUCUGUUUCACUCAAGGCAUGAUUGUCACUUCCGUACAAUUGCCUCAUUACGGAAACAUAUCCGGUUUAUGGCCUGGUCUCUGGACAAUGGGUAACUUGGGACGGCCAGGUUACUUGGCUACCACUGAAGGUGUUUGGCCAUACACUUACGACUCUUGUGAUGCCGGUAUUACUGCCAAUCAGUCUUCUCCUGAUGGAAUCUCUUACUUGCCGGGUCAGAAACUUAACGCAUGUACAUGUCCAGGCUCCGACCACCCCAAUUCUGGAGUUGGACGUGGAGCUCCAGAGAUCGAUAUUGUGGAAGGUGCGGUGGAUAGUGUCUUGAAAGUGGGUAUUGUAUCUCAGUCCUACCAGAUUGCUCCCAUGGAUAUCUGGUACAUGCCAGACUACAAUUUCAUCGAAAUCUAUAACUUUGAAGUUACGGCCAUGAACACAUAUGCUGGAGGUCCUGUUCAGCAAGCAGUAUCGGCUUAUUCAACGUUAAACACCACAUGGUACGAGAAAGGAAUCGGUGCAGGCAGGUUUCAAGAAUAUGGCUUCGAGUACUUGAAUGAUGAUGAUACUGGAUACAUCACAUGGUACGUGGGUCAAGAUGCAACAUUCACCGUGCAAUCGUAUGCUUUAGGGCCCAACGGUAACGUCGGAUUCAGACGUAUCUCUAAGGAGCCCAUGUCCAUCAUCAUGAACUUGGGACUUUCAAAUAACUGGGCUUAUAUUGACUGGCCAGGAUUGCUGUUCCCAAUGCAUAUGAGAGUGGACUACGUGAGAGUCUAUCAGCCGAAGGACCUGAUCUCUAUGACUUGUGAUCCCGCAGGGUAUCCAACCACAGAUUACAUCAAUGCUCAUUUGGAUGCUUACAUGAAUGUCAACCACACGUCUUGGAAUAUGGCAGGCUAUUCCUUCCCCAAGAAUAAAGUGGUUGGGUGCUAG
This is a messenger RNA of Sungouiella intermedia, 3720 nucleotides long. The record is from the annotation of a GenBank genome assembly. Lineage: Eukaryota; Fungi; Ascomycota; Pichiomycetes; Serinales; Metschnikowiaceae.